This is a messenger RNA of Papaver somniferum (opium poppy), 720 nucleotides long. RefSeq names its product sm-like protein LSM8. NCBI's taxonomy places the organism in Eukaryota, Viridiplantae, Streptophyta, Magnoliopsida, Ranunculales, Papaveraceae. The transcript is spliced from 6 exons. Gene Ontology annotation, molecular function: RNA binding. Gene Ontology annotation, cellular component: U4/U6 x U5 tri-snRNP complex; precatalytic spliceosome; U6 snRNP. Gene Ontology annotation, biological process: mRNA splicing, via spliceosome. Bases 195 to 491 code for a protein of 98 amino acids. The record is from RefSeq and is a predicted model, not a curated record.
UUUUCUUUUUCUGACAAUCGCUCAGACUCUCUCAAUGGCGAUUAAUGCUAUCAUGAUAAAUAGAAUUUAAAUAAAAUUUUGAUUAUAUUUGGUGAAGUUUACUGUGACAAUCAAUCUCCUUGAUUUGAUUUUGACGGGCGAUUCAAUUAGUUGGGAUUUUGCUGAUAAGCUGUAAGAACCUCAAUUGUGAAGAAAUGUCAGGUGGACCUGGACUUGAGUCUCUUGUUGAUCAGCAAAUCUCGGUUAUAACAAAUGAUGGGCGAAAUAUAGUGGGAGUUCUAAAAGGUUUUGACCAGGCUACCAAUAUCAUUCUGGAUGAAUCUCAUGAAAGGGUUUACUCUACAAAGGAAGGUGUCCAACAACUUGUAUUAGGCUUGUACAUCAUAAGGGGUGACAACAUAAGUAUUGUUGGGGAAGUAGAUGAAGAACUCGACUCCAAUCUAGACAUGUCAAAAUUAAGAGCACAUCCUCUUAAACCAAUAAUUCACUGAUUAUAACAUUAUAGGAAGGUAUGCUAUCUUAAGUUUUGGAGAUUCUAGACUUAAAAAGUGAUGUAAGAAUGAAAUUGGCUGUAAGAUCUGAAGACCCAAAUACUUAUCAUGUAUUUACUAGAAUUCAUUCAGGUUUCAAACCAACACUUAGAUUCUUUGUACAUUUUUCGAAGCUUGUUUUUUUCCUUUUUUUUUAAUGGUUGGGCAUCUUAAAAUUUUUGAACUCUCA